This is a messenger RNA of Malassezia sympodialis ATCC 42132, 1281 nucleotides long. RefSeq lists its product as uncharacterized. Lineage: Eukaryota; Fungi; Basidiomycota; Malasseziomycetes; Malasseziales; Malasseziaceae. The record is from RefSeq and is a predicted model, not a curated record. Gene Ontology annotation, cellular component: mitochondrion. Gene Ontology annotation, molecular function: pyridoxal phosphate binding; L-aspartate:2-oxoglutarate transaminase activity. Gene Ontology annotation, biological process: L-aspartate catabolic process; biosynthetic process.
AUGAUCCCUAUUAUGCUUGCCCGCGCGGCCCGGCCGGCCGCGUACCAGCGCGCCUUCAUGGCAGCCCGCACGCUCAGUGUGUGGGCUGGUGUUAAGCCUGGUCCACCAGACCCCAUUCUCGGUGUGACAGAGGCGUUCAAGCGUGACACGGACCCCCGCAAAAUUAACCUGGGUGUGGGGGCGUACCGCGAUGGCGAGGGCGACCCGUAUGUGCUGCCGAGUGUGCUCGAGGCCGACAAGCGUGUGCUUGAGCAGGACCUUGACAAGGAGUACCUGCCGAUCACCGGCCACGCCACGUUUGAGCAGCUCGCGGCGACGCUCGCGUACGGCGCCGACUCCGCGCCCCUGAAGGAGAACCGCAUUGCCACCACGCAGUCGAUCUCAGGCACGGGCGCACUGCGCAUUGGCGGCGAGUUCCUUGCACGCCACUACCCCCACAACAAGACGAUCUACCUGCCGACGCCGUCGUGGGGCAACCACACCCCCAUCUUCCGCAACUCGGGCCUGGAGGUGAAGCAGUACGCGUACUACGACAAGAACACGGUCGGCCUCGAUCUGGAGGGCAUGCUGCGUGACAUCCAGGCGGCACCAAGCAAGAGCAUCAUCCUCCUGCAUGCAUGUGCGCACAACCCCACCGGUGUCGACCCGACGCACGAGCAGUGGAGGCGCAUCUCGGACGUGAUCAAGGAGAAGGAGCACUUUGUGCUGUUUGACAUGGCGUACCAGGGCUUUGCGAGCGGCGAUGCCGACCGCGACGCGUUCGCCCUGCGCCACUUUGUCGAGCAGGGCCACCAGAUCGCGCUGUGCCAGAGCUUUGCGAAGAACAUGGGCCUGUACGGCGAGCGUGUCGGUCUCUUCUCGCUGGUGACUGACAGCCCCGAUGAGCGCGCGCGCGUGAGCAGCCAGCUCAAGAUCACCAUCCGCCCCAUGUACUCGAACCCGCCCGUGCAUGGCGCGCGCAUUGCCUCGACCAUCCUCGAGGACGCCGCGCUGUACAAGCAGUGGCUCGCUGAGGUCAAGGGCAUGGCCGACCGCAUCAACUCGAUGCGCGCGACGCUGAAAAACCUGCUCGUAAACGAGUACGGCUCGAAGCACAACUGGGACCACAUCACGAACCAGAUCGGUAUGUUCGCCUUCCUCGGCAUCACCCCCGAGCAGGUGGACCAGCUCGUCAACGAGCACCACGUUUAUCUGACGAAGGACGGCCGUAUCUCGGUGGCCGGUAUCACGGAGCACAAUGUGCGCCACCUCGCCGAGUCGCUGCACAAGGUGACAGCCUAA